Molecule: messenger RNA, 5921 nt
Organism: Tympanuchus pallidicinctus (lesser prairie-chicken)
Lineage: Eukaryota; Metazoa; Chordata; Aves; Galliformes; Phasianidae
Gene: SYTL2
Product: synaptotagmin like 2
Exons: 13
Coding region: 239-4855 (1538 amino acids)
Biological process (GO): intracellular protein transport; exocytosis
Cellular component (GO): plasma membrane; exocytic vesicle
Molecular function (GO): small GTPase binding; neurexin family protein binding
Source: RefSeq, a predicted model, not a curated record
UCUUGUUGAGGAACGAGAUGCUAAAAACGCUUUCAAGCCUGACAAGCAUGGUGCUGAAAUUGUGGAAGUGGCUGAUGACUCUGUAUCAGAAGUCUUAGAUUGGUUUGAAAGAAGUUCUGGUACUGAAGAUAGGAAAACUGAAUCAGCCAGAUCCCAAGGUGGGGAACUCAAAGAAGUGAACUUUACAACCAGAACAGUUCUUCCCACAGAGCACAGUGGAACUAGUGUGAAUAGAAAAAUGCAGGUUAGAGAAGAGUUACUGUAUGGAAAGAAUAAACAACUGAAUGCUAUUUCACCCACUGCAUUUAUUUCAGAAGACAUACAACUGAUAAAAGAGAGGAGGAAACCUAAGCACAGUAAAGAGAAUGAGGAUCAAAAUGAGAAAUCCCUCAGUGAGCUUGACUACACAGGAAUUGAAGCGAAAGAAUCUGAUGAAGAAAUCAAGCAACAAAAUAAAAUAAAUGUCUUGAAACAUCAUGAACACGUGUUACCAGCUCAGAAAUGUGUAUUGGAAAAGGCAAUAAGAGCAAAAAGAAGAAUUAGGGAGAUUAGAGCAUUUUGGGAAAGGCAGGAAACUAUCCCCAGUCAUGGAGAGAAAGAAGUUGGUAUCCAUAUUAAUACAUCAGGUGGUGGUGCAAUAGAAGGUCUCAAAGAAAGCGACAAAAUAAAACCAACUGCACUAUACUUACCUUAUGGAUUAGAUGAUCAGAGCAAGAGUGCAUUAAGUGCUGAAUUAAGAUGUGCAAUCCAGGCUUCAAAAAACGGACAUCAAAACUCUUCUGAGUUUGGAUCAGGCCAUGCUGUUAAAAAAACAGAAAGACCACUUCCAUAUGAGGAUAAAGUUAAUGAACGUACAAAAUUGACAAGAGACAGUGUCUUGCAGUCAGGAGUUGGUGUCACUUCAGCUUCCCCAAAAAUCAAAGAUAACGAUGGGAAAGAAGCAUUUAAAGGAAAAGUUGCUGCUUUUUCCCAACAGAAGUCCAGUUUUCAGGCUUUGUCUUUUGAAAAGAAGAGUAAUGAGAUGUCCAAGAAUCAAAUUUCAAGUCCUUCACAGUUUCAGAGUCUGAGAAACUUUUGGGAUACUAGAGUUAAGUUACAAAAUAGCAUUGAUAGGGAAGAUGUUUCUUCUCCAAAUAAUGCUAUUCGUAAUAAUACUUUUAUAACCUAUGGCAGAAAUGCAGAGAAAGGUAAGGGCAGAGAUAAUGUGAGCAAACAAGAGUUAAGCCAACAUCAAACACAAGCAUCUGAGGAAGAAAAAACAGGGAAAUUAGAUUCUGUGGCAUGCAAACCGCCUGUGGGAUUUCUUACUUUUAGAGGUUUGAGUGUGACACCCACAGAAGGUAAAGACACUGUCCAGCUGGUCAAAAAGCCAAUCAUUUCUCAACCCCAUGAAAAUACAGGUCUUCAAAGGCAAGAAGUUAAAGAACACAUAGAUAAAAAUAUUGUUUCGUCAAAAGAACAUCCUCCCAGAGGUUCUCAGAGGUACUCUGAGCAAAACCUUCCCAGAGAAAUCAUUGCAUAUCAACCUUCUGAAUUAGGUGUAGGGAUGAAAAUGAUUGAUACCGUGAAUAAUACAGCACAAACUAAUUGUAGCGUAGAUUCAACAUGCCACCAAGAUACUGGUCUGUCUGAAGAUGUCAUCGAGACAAUAGAAAAGUCUCUUGCCCCCUCCAAGGUCAAUGGCUUGAGCCUAGAAAAUCUGGUAAGGCAGGUCUCUGAAACUCCAUCUCCUAACCCAAGACAUGCAGACAGUGCAGGACAGAGGACUGCUGAAAUGCAAGCUAAAAACACCAAGUAUGAGCAAGAUGAAGAGUCACUACAAGAAAUCAGUGAGACUGUUGAGAAGUCUGUUGCUCCCUCUAAGGUCAGCAGCUUGAGUUCUUCUCUAGAGAAACUGCUGGAGGAGGCUUCUGAAACACCGCCUCCUAAACCAAGACGUGUGGACGUGGCAGUACAGAGGACUGCUGAGAUGGAAGAUAAAAACACUGCCUGUCAGCAUGAUGGAGAAUCACUUCAAGAAAUCAUUGAGACUAUAGAGAAAUCUAAUGCCCCUACUAAGGUCAGUGGCUUAAGUUCAGCUCUAGAAAAGCUGCUAAAGGAGGCCUCUGAAACACCACCUUCUAAACCAAGGCGUACAGUACUGAGGACUGCUGAAAUGCAAGCUAAAAACACAAAGUAUCAGCAAGAUGAAGAGUCACUGCAAGAAAUCAGUGAGACCGUACAGAAGUCUGUUGUUCCUUCCAAGCUCAGUAGAUUGAGUUCUUCUCUAGAGAAGCUGCUGAAGGAGGCUUCUGAAACACCACCUCCUAAACCAAGGCGUGUGGACAUGACAGUGCAGAGGACUGCUGAGAUGGAAGAUAAAAACACUGCCUGUCAGCAUGAUGGAGAAACACUGCGUGAGAUCAGUGAGACCAUUGAAAAGUCUAUUGCCCCCUGUAGGGACAAUGGCUUGAGUUCUUCUCUGGAAAAGCUGCUGAAGGAGGCUUCUGAAACACCACCUCCUAAACCAAGGCGUAUGGAUGGCACAGUGCAGAGGACAGCUGAUAUGCAAGUGGGAAACAUGUCCUGUCAUCACAGUGGUGAAUUGCUGCAGGAAACAUCUGUACUGUCUGAGGCUAAAAGUAAAGCACUGGAUGUUAAUUUCCAGAAGGUACUGAAAGAUGUCUGUGAAACACCAGCUUCUACGCUGGAGAAUAUGGAUAAGAAAAUGCAAAGUAAAAUACCAACUGGUCAAAGUAUGUGUAUGGCACGUCAAGAAGAAGGAGAUCACCCUCAAGAAAUACAAGAAACGAUAGAAAAAACUACUGUUUCAAAUAGUGAAAAAUUCAAAGAAUUCAGUAGCUCGUUGGAAAAACUUAUUCAAGAAGCAUCUGAAGCUUCAUCUCCAAUAUCCAAAGCAUUAAGUAAACAAGAGAAGUUUGGGAAUAGGGUGUUUCCACCACAAACAAAGACUCUAGUUGUGACAGUGUCACAGCCUUAUGAUAAUGCUGUGUGUAGCUGUCAUAAACAGAAGAUAGCUAUCAAGAGUGGAGUUCCAGAACAAAAUGCAAAAGCUUCUGUAGAUGAUCUCGUAACUCCUGAAAUGUCUGAGCUCCUUAAAAUAGAUGGGGCUACUAUUAAAAAAGAACAGAGAAACACACCUGCAAUAGAUCUUCCUUCCUUGCAAGGAGAGACCAAUACAGCGAUCAAGCCAUUCAAGAUAAAUGAAGUAGGAAGGAAAGGUGAGAGCACGUCCUUGGAUGCUUCUGAAGAUAAUUCACAAUUAAAAGAACUGUUGAAAUUGAGAAGAACAAGCACACCUCUUAAAGAUGAGAGCAGUUCUCCUCAGCUGGAAGGAGCUCAGUUCAGCUUGGCCUUUCAGCGUGAAGAUAAUGAUGAAGAAAAUGGUGACAGCUUGAAUUUUGGAUCCCAGCUUUCAGAUGAAAACUCUGAUUAUUAUUCUGGAACCGGAAGUUCGACUCGUUCAGAAGAAGAGUUAAAUCCUGUUUUGAUGGCUUUGAAAAGGAGUGCAGAUAGGAAAAUGCCUUCCAAAAGUCUAGAGGACAUUCCAUCAGCUACCUCAAAUAAAGGAAAAAUAAAUAUUCCAAAGGAAGAAUUAGCUGUUAGUGCUGAAGAUGGUCUGAAACCUGAUCAGCAUCAAGUGAGGAAUGAAAAUGGAGCAGGAAUCUCCACAGUGCCUUCACAGCCUGAUAAGCCGUUUUCCAACCCUGAAAAAGUCAAAGGACUGAGCAAGUCAGUACCGUCAUUCCUACAGGAGGAGAGUGAUGAAAGAGAGACAGAUACAGCAUCAGAAAGCAGUUAUUCCUUUGGCAGAAUCAAGAAGAGUCCCAGCUCUCUAACCAAUCUUAGUGGUUCUUCUGGCAUGGCCUCCUUAUCCUCUGUGAGUGGAAGCUUAAUGAGUGUCUAUAGUGGAGACUUCGGCAGUGUCGAUGUGAAGGGGAACAUUCAGUUUGCUAUUGAUUACGUAGAACAACUGAAUGAACUCCACAUUUUCAUUUGCCAAUGUAAAGACCUGGCAGUUGCAGACAUCAAGAGACAGCGGUCAGACCCGUAUGUGAAGACCUACUUGCUUCCAGAGAAAUAUAAGCUGGGCAAACGGAAGACCUCAGUGAAAAAGAAAACUUUUAAUCCAGUCUUCAAUGAAAUACUGCGGUACAAAAUUGAGAAAGAUCUCCUAAAGAACCAAAGCCUUAAUAUCUCUGUCUGGCACAAUGAUACCUUUGGGAGGAAUAGCUUCCUUGGUGAAGUGGAGCUGGAUUUAGGAACUUGGGACUGGAAUGAUAAAUCCAACAAGCAGAUCAACUGGUUUCCACUCAAGCCUAGGACUUCAGCAAUGGCUUUUGAACUAGAAAACAGAGGGGAGAUGAAACUAGCCCUCCAGUAUGUUCCACAACCUGUUGGAGGAAAGAAGAUUCCGUCCACUGGUGAGGUCCACAUCUGGGUGAAGGAAUGCCGUGAUCUUCCUCUUCUGAGGGGCAACAGACUCAACUCUUUUAUUAAGUGUACAAUUCUUCCAGAUACCAGCAGAAAAAGUCGCCAGAAAACAAGAACGGUGUCAAAAACUACAAACCCAGUAUUCAACCAUACCAUGGUCUAUGAUGGCUUUAGACCAGAAGAUUUGAAAGAAGCCUGCGUAGAACUCACAGUCUGGGAUCACAACAAACUUGUCAACCAUUUUCUGGGAGGUCUCAGGAUAGGCCUUGGAACAGGCAAAAGUUAUGGAACUACAGUGGACUGGAUGGAUUCUACUUCAGACGAAUCUGCCCUGUGGGAGAAGAUGAUAAAGUCGCCCAACACAUGGGUGGAAGAUACACUACCUCUCAGGAUGCUUAUGGUUGCAAAACUGACAAAAUAAGGGCUUUCUGAUUGCUAGCAGCAAAAAGAAUUCUUGGGAAUGGAAUCAAAAGGUGUGGUAGUGAAGCUUGGAAGAGGAGCACAGUAGCUCCUUUUAUAGUCUGUGUUCUGUGGCUGUUCUGUUUCUCUGCUAUCAAGUGUCACUUCAUAUUUCAAGUUACACUUCUGCCUGCAGAUCUAUGCAAAUUUAAAGGGCUAGUUCUUCUUCACUGAAAAUAUACUCAAGUAAGAAUGCACCUAGCAAUUGAGAGGUAGAGGAGUCUGUGAUACCUGAAUGCUUGUGUUGCCUAAUUGAAGUGUUGCUUAUUCCUUAAAUCUAAAUUGCUGAAAGUGUGUUCUAAUUGCAAAAAAAAAAAAAAAAAGGAAAAGCAAGUAAACUUGGCACUUCCUGGAUUGUUUGUGAAGUGUUUUAAUGACUCAUUAGCAACAGGUGGCAUUUUGUUCAUGCUUCUCAGCAUCCCUCUACAGCUGAAUCCUCAUUGUGCUACAUUGGAUCUCUCCAGCAAGGACUGUGCAGAAUGUUUUUUUUUAAAGAAGUCCCUUUACAUGUGGUUGUACUUUUAUAUGGUAUAAAGUUGCUUCUAUAAUGGAAGAAGCACUACUUGAAGUGGAACUGUUGGCAUCUUAUUCUGCAAGGUGCAGAGGACUCUUAAUUCCAGUUUACUAGGAAAAACUAAGUUUAUAAAGUUUGCUUAUACAUUUGUUCAUCACCUUGCUAAUAAAUCAACAUUACUUUUAAAUAUUGAAGGCACUGGAGUCAAACUUGUUCAUUCAAAUGGUACUCUAAAGGAUCUAUACUUGCCAGUUUUAAUGAUGAUUAAAGUAUUGGGUAUUUAUUUUGUAAAGUGUACUCAUUAUCUGUACCUGCAUCUGUUAGCUUGUUUUGCCAAACUCAUUUCUCUGUUCUUCAGCGCCACCGUUAGGAGAACGCUGGGAUUAUGGCUGGUCCUGGUUUAAAGAGCUCUGCAGCACAUGAAAUGGGACAGGGAUUUGUCACUUGUGGAAACGCAUGCCACUAAGGGAAGAUAAAUGCAUAAAACACAAAGGGUAUUACUUAAAAAAAUAAU